AUGUAUUUUCCAUUUAUAAACAUUGAUUGUAGUUAUGCAAUUUUAUCUAUAUAAGAUUCUAAAAAGAUUUAAUUUUUAUAGUCCUAUCUUAUAUUUACAAAAUAAAAAAACAAACUUUUAGAAAUGAGCGCAUAAAAUGAUGAUAGUAUAAAUCUAUAAGUAAAUCAAUAAUAAAAUAAUCAAGCAAGCAGUUAAAUUAAAGAAGUAGAAAAUGGGAUAAUUAAUUAGGGCUUUGCUUAAGAGAAUUAAGUGUUUGAACAAGUGCAAAUUCCAUCAAAUGCAAGAUUAUAAAAAUUAAAGAAAGAAAUAAAUUGGCCUCACUCCUAUUCGAAUUAAAUUCUAAAAAUAGAUUUGAAAAAGAAGUUAAUGGUGAUGCAAUCAAAAGUUUCUGCAAAUUUGAGCAUGUAUGAGCAAUAUAAAAAUGGUUAAAUUCAAUCUAACUUAUAUGGAAAUAUUGGUUUAACAGCAAGUUUGUGGAAAUUUGAAGCAGAUAUAACAAACUUUACUAAAAAUUGUUUAAGAGCAAAAUAUACAUAAAAAGAUAUUGUAUCAAGUCAGUAUUUUAAGAUUAAAAAAUUUUCUUUCAACUUUUAGCUGAAAAAUUUAAAUGAAAUUAAGAUGAAACCAUCUAUUGAGUUUAGCUAAAAUAAUAUUGAUUUCAGAUUAGAAGGUACAAUUUAGUAAAAAGAUUCUAAAUAAAAAACUGCCUUGCAUGAAUUUUCUGCAGACAUAACUCAUGUUAUAAAUCCUUUUGAUUAACUAUAUUUUGAAACUGUGUUUGGAAAGAGGAACAAUAAAAAUGUAGACUUGCAGUUUAAUACUUAUUAUUUAAAAAAUAGCCACAUUUUAAAUUCUAGGCAAUCUUUUGUAUUGUAAGAAAAAUCUAUUAAAUUUAAAGAGCUAUCAUUUAAGUAUUAAAAUGAAGAUGUCUUUGAGUUAUGCAGUGGAUAUAAUCAUUUAGAAAAUACUAUUUGGUAUUCGAGCAUCCAAAGAUUUAAAAAUUAUGACAUUGGUUUGAAUAUAUAAAAGUAAAAUAGGCAAUGCAAAGCAAAAAAAGAAUCAAGUGCUAACGAAGACGACUAUUCUUUUUAUUAAACAAAUGGAACUUCUAUAAAUUUCAUGUGUAAGUUCAAAAAACUGUAAUUUGCUCCAAAUCUAACUGCUUAGUUUCACCUUGAAAAUUUCAAUUACUUUUCAUUAUAAUGUAAGUACAAGCUAAGCAAUAAAAAUAUGCUUGAAACAGUAUUUAAGCUUCCUUUGUUAAGUGAGGGUAACCAUAGCAAAUUUAAUGGAGAUAAUAAUUCCAGAAUGCUUCCAUUUUUCUUAACUUUAAAGUUAUCAGAAUGA
Messenger RNA from Tetrahymena thermophila SB210, 1347 nucleotides. RefSeq lists its product as hypothetical. The record is from RefSeq and is a predicted model, not a curated record. NCBI's taxonomy places the organism in Eukaryota, Ciliophora, Oligohymenophorea, Hymenostomatida, Tetrahymenidae. The transcript has 8 exons.